Messenger RNA from Punica granatum (pomegranate), 1693 nucleotides. The record is from RefSeq and is a predicted model, not a curated record. NCBI's taxonomy places the organism in Eukaryota, Viridiplantae, Streptophyta, Magnoliopsida, Myrtales, Lythraceae.
UCUUAGGCUCCUUCCUCUGAUGUUCCGAUACUCUUGGGAGGAGCCAGAGGCAUCAAGCCAAUAUUAGGCCUACAGCUAACAAUCUUGCGCUCGCAUUUGCGGAGCGCACUAGUAAAUCGGGAUCGAAUCGUGGCGAGUCGAACUUUCAUCAAUAUUUUGCUCAUUGUUUUUCCCAGUUCCUCCCCUCUUCCUCCCAACACCAGAAAAAUAUAUUAGCUUCUUCCCAUUGAAGAAGCAGAAAGGAGAGCAGGCUUCGGCUUCGCAUUGGAUAGGAACCAGGGAUUGGGCUUUCGGGUUGGUCGGCGUUCAUCUGUCGAAUAAGAUUUACGUGGAAGCAGGAGUUGGUCAGAGUUUCGAAGGCGGGAAGAGAAGAUCAGACAUCUGAAGCAUCCAUCUGUUGAGGGCGGAAUCUCAAAUCAAUGGGGGGAGUCGAUCUCGAUUGUCUCGGGUCAUCUAAGGGUACCCCGGCAGCUCCGCCACUACCGCCCAAGGUUACCCAUCGAAGGUGCUGCUCUGAUAUGGCCUGUUUGCCGUCGAGGGCCCACAGCUAUGUCUCCACAGCUACAUGGAACAUGUGGGAGCGGCUGUUUGAUGACGGCUACAAGGCAGAUGUUAUUAUCUGUACGGAUAGUGGUGGUGCCGUGUACGCACAUGCUUGUAUCAUCGGAAUGGCUUCUCCGACGAUAAGAGGCAUGAUAAAGCAAUCAAGAAAGCAUGGACAUUAUCGGAAGAUCUCGAUCCGCGGAGUCCCUCAUGAUGCCGUUCGUGUUUUUAUACGGUUCUUGUACUCUUCCUGCUUUGAGGAGGAGGAAAUGAAGGAACUUGUCCUGCACCUGCUGGUGCUGUCGCAUGUCCAUGUGGUCCCUCAUCUGAAGCGGGCAUGUGAGCAGAGGCUCGAGCAAGGCGGCCUAGACGCUGAGAACGUGGUUGAUGUGUUCCAGUUAGCACUUCUGUGCGAUGCGCCGCGGCUCAGCCUCAUCUGCCACCGCAUGAUCCUCGCCAACUUCAAGGAUGUCUCCUCAACUGAGGGCUGGAAGGCCAUGAAGCAGAGCCACCCAGACCUUGAGAAGGAGCUGCUGGAGUCCAUCAUCGACGAGGAAAAUAAGCAGAAGGAGAGAAUAAGGAAAAGGAAUGAGCGGAAAAUCUACCUGCAACUGCACGAGGCGAUGGAAGCCCUUGUCCACAUAUACAGGGAUGGCUGCAGGACCAUCGGACCCCAUGACAAGGCGUUCAGAAAGGACCAGGCGCCCUGCAGUUUCAUGGCAUGCAAGGGGCUCGAGUUGCUCGUUCGCCACUUUGCAGGCUGCAAGUUCAGGGUUCCUGGUGGUUGCAUCCACUGCAAGCGGAUGUGGCAGCUGUUGGAACUUCACUCCCGCUUGUGCGCAGAUUCGAGCAUGUGCCGGGUUCCCCUGUGCGGAAACUUCAAGGACAGGAUCGAGAAACAGAACAAGAAGGACGAUAAGAAGUGGAGAAUCCUGGUGAGAAAGACAUUGAGAGCCAAGAGCAUUACCGGGGCCCCAUACUUCUCAUUAGAAGCGCAAAUAGGCAGUUCUUCAUGACUCAUUUUGUAUAGUCAAUGAAAGAAGUGAAAAUUACCGGCUUCGCUAAACUGUCGAAAGAAAUAUCUAGAAGAGGAGCUAGUAAAUUGAUGAGAUGAAAAUUUGAUGAUGAUGAAAAUUCUUUCUAUGCCGCA